AUGAAUAACGAUAUAGGUGAAAACUCAUCGGAAAAUGAUAACAAUCACAGCAGAGACACCCAACAGGUAGAUCUAUUUAAUUUAAUUGGAGGAAGCUGGCCACCAGCACCGAAAGAGCCUGAGAAAAUUGAGUAUGGAUCAUUGCACAGAAAUUACAAAGGCACUAUGCAGCGACCUCAAACUGAGCGGAUCAAGUCUGUAAAUUUACUGGCUCAUUUAGCACCAGAAAGAAGACGCAAUAAACCUAAUUACAAUACACAAACACCUUCAGUCAGUGAAGACAUACAGCCAAAAAUGGUUCAUGAGCCAAAGAAGAUUGAAACUGGAAUUUUAGUUGAUAUUUGUAAUGCGGAAGCCGCUCCCGAAGAGUUGUAUGAUUCGCCUGCACUUGGGUCGCCUCGCGCGGCUCCACCGCAGUCUAAACCAUCACCAGUCCAUGUGCCGGAAGAUAUCGGAGUCGGAUCACUGGUGGAAGUCGCGACCGAUGUCGACCAGCAUUAUUACGGUGUAGUCAGAUGGAUAGGAGUUAUUGAUGACACAGCGACAGCAGGAGUGGAGCUAGAACAAAGCGUGUGCGGCCUGGGUGACGGGAGCCGCGGCGGCGCGCGCCUGUUCUCGUGUGCAGCGGGGCGCGCGCUGUUCGUGCCGCUGCCGCUGUGCCGCCGCGACGCGCGGUUUCGCGAUACACCGCCCCCUGACCGCAGCGAUGCUCAUGAUGCUGACCACUUUGACCAACCGGAAUGUCCUGUGGUACCAGGUGUGGUGCCCCCUCUGAACUCGCUCGGCGAGCUGGCUGGCAAGAACCGUGGUAUCCAAGGACACCAUAACUCAUGCUAUCUUGAUGCUACACUCUUUGCCAUGUUCACCUUCACAAGUGUUUUCGAUGCUCUUUUAUACCGUCCUCCCGAACCUGAAGAUUCUCCGCAUUAUUCCGAAGUACAACGUGUUCUGAGAGAAGAAAUUGUGAAUCCCCUUAGAAAGCAUGGGUAUGUGCGUGCUGAUAGAGUCAUGAAAUUACGUACAUUACUCGAAAGACUCUCUGACGUGCCUGGACUCACCUCUGAAGAAAAGGAUCCAGAAGAAUUCUUAAAUGGCCUAGUAGCGCAAUUGUUACGAGCUGAACCGUUCCUGAAACUGUCUUCGGGACAAGAAGCUUACUGCUAUCAACUUUUUGUAGAGAAAGAUGAACAUGUGUCAGUCCCGACUGUGCAGCAGCUUUUAGAACAGUCAUUUACAACAUCUGGAGUUAAACUUAGUGAGGUUCCAGCAGCAUUCAUCAUUCAAAUGCCACGGUUUGGCAAACAAUACAAAUUAUACCAAAAAGUAAUACCAUCACCCCUUUUAGAUGUCACAGAUUUAAUAGAAGGCUUGCCGCGGCAGUGCACGGUGUGCGGGUCGCUGGCGCGCUGGGAGUGCGCGGCGUGCGCCGGCUCCGCGCUGGAGGCCGGCGCGCUCUGCGACAACUGCCGCCGCGUCGCGCACGCCACGCGCCCGCACCACAAGGCUGUACCACUUACAAUAAAUGAAGAGUAUGCCAAUAUUCUGGAAUCGUGUCCAGUUCCGCGGGUAUACAUGGAACUGUUUGCUGUUCUAUGCAUUGAGACUAGUCACUAUGUUGCAUUCGUCAAGGCAGGAGUCGGUCAUGAUGCUCCUUGGUGCUUUUUUGAUUCAAUGGCAGAUAGAAAAGGAGAGCGCAACGGCUACAACAUUCCGGAGAUCGUGUGUAUCUCUGAGCUGGGCGCGUGGCUGGGCGAGGACGCGCGCGGCGCGACGCCCGACCGCGCGCUGCCGGCGCACGCGCGCCGCCUGCUGGCCGACGCCUACAUGUGCUUCUACCGCAGCCCCGACGUCGCCAUGUAUCGGUAG
Messenger RNA from Spodoptera littoralis (African cotton leafworm), 1866 nucleotides. Lineage: Eukaryota; Metazoa; Arthropoda; Insecta; Lepidoptera; Noctuidae. The record is from the annotation of a GenBank genome assembly.